This is a messenger RNA of Salvelinus sp. IW2-2015, 234 nucleotides long. Lineage: Eukaryota; Metazoa; Chordata; Actinopteri; Salmoniformes; Salmonidae. The record is from RefSeq and is a predicted model, not a curated record.
CCUCCAGGGCAGAGCASCCCAUCCGCAGUGUGUGCGCCCGGUUUGUGUCAACUUGACGAGUCGAGAUGGCAAAUGUGUUGAGAAAUUCCGCCAAAUUCGGGUUUUCAGGUGUGUUGUCCCAGUUGUCCAUCCACAGUAGACAUGGGAGAGAGUGUGUGUCGCCGUGCUUCUCUCUGCAGCAGAGGAACAACUCUACCUCAACUAAGGUCAAGGUGGAUCUGGACAGCAGUACAG